AUGGGAAUGAUUCAGACUCCUCGAUUGAUCAACGCGGAUCGUUCGCGAACACCGCUCAUUCACCGCUCGCGCCGUAUUCAAGGGACGGUUGUCAUGGCGGCAGUGCGUGCUUUACGGACUAGUGGCAUCUUCUUACUGUUAUUUUUAAUAAUAAGAACGCAAGCGGAUACAGCCCCAUGGAUAUUCGCGGUGAACGUGAACGAUAGGGCGUGUUCCGAGUUGAAAUGUGUUUACAACUUGAAUGUGAACGGCUUCGGGUUCGAUGUGUGGUCGUUAACCUACGUGCCGGCGGCGCGCGGCGGAGGUUGCGAGGGGCGGUUUCUCGAGCAGAAACUGACAAAGGCCGUGGAGCUGGUGGUGCCCGCUGCGGAAAAGCUGUUCUUCUGCGCGAGGGGAUCCGAUGGCGUGUGGUACCACCAGGGCGCAGGCUUAUUUUUGGACGGCAAUGACGUCAUCGGGCCGAUCGCACAGCCCGAGCGGUCAGAGUUGGAAUCCGACGAGGACAAUGAGGUGGACAGUGACGUCACGCGCGACGGUACCCAUGAGAUGUCCAACCGCGAAGAUGACGAAAGACCACGGUACAUCGACGACUUGGCGGUGAACAAUGGUGGGGUGGAAGUUAGCGACGUCAUCGUCGAGACGUUUCCCUAUCCAGCCAGCGGGAAGCCGGAGAGGAUGCAGGAGUUGGAGCCCAGUAAAGACGCGGCUGCAAGGAUAAGGCGCCAAGCAAAUGAGACAGAAGCGGAGGCGACCAUCCCCUCCGUCGCAGAGAGCAGCCUCGCAGAGAAGCCGGCCAUGGUGGUGAACACCACCUUGAGGGUGAUGGGCCUGAGAGUGGAGGAGGCGGACAAGGAGCCGAAGAUAGUGGACGAGAUGAUACCGAGCGUGCUCCGCGAGACCAAGUUCACGAUGCGACUGUUCGGCGAAGGGUUCAGCGAGAGCACGGAGAUCGCCUUCACACACGUGCCGGAGGAUUUUGGCACGCUGUGCCACUUCCUCCUGGCUGGGGAGUACAAGGUCAAGGAGGCCAGCGCGGACUCGGCCCUCUUCGAGCUGACCGCCCCCCAGCCGCUGGAGGAUUACAGGUUCUACAUCUGCGCCAGGAACAGCCCUGGCGGCGACUUCGUCCACCAGGGCCGCGAGAAGUGGAAGAUCCUCGGCACCCACAACAAGCUGCUGCCCCUCUGGGCCUCUCUAAUCCUCAUCGUGAUCCUCCUGAUGCUCGCGUCCCUCUUCUCCGGCCUGAACCUCGGCCUCAUGGCCCUGGACCGCACCGAGCUGAAGAUCAUAGCCAACACGGGAACUGAGAAGGAGAGGAAGUACGCGCGCGCCAUCAUGCCGGUGCGCGCUCACGGAAACUACCUCCUGUGCACGAUCCUGCUCAGCAACGUGGCGGUGAAUAGCACGUUCACUGUGAUCCUGGACGACCUGACCUCGGGGCUGGUGGCCGUGAUAGGGUCCACCCUGGCGAUAGUGUUCAUAGCGGAGAUAACGCCGCAGGCGAUAUGCGCACGCCACGGUCUAUUCAUCGGGGCGAAGAGCAUCUGGAUCAUGAAGAUCGUGAUGGGGAUAUGCGCACCGCUCGCGUGGCCGACCAGCAAGUUGCUGGACUACUUCCUAGGCGAGGAGAUCGGCACCCACUACAACCGGGAGCGGCUGAAGGAGCUGGUCAAGAUCACGAACCACGUGAACGACCUGGACAAGGAGGAGGUGAACAUCAUCUCGGGCGCCCUCGACCUCCGCAAGAAGACCGUCAGGGACGUGAUGACGAAGCUGAAGGACUGCUUCAUGCUGCCAAUCACCAGCGUGCUGGACUUCGAGACGAUGUCGGAGAUAGUCAAAUCAGGGUACUCCCGCAUCCCCGUGUACGAGGGGGCGCGCGGCAACAUAGUGACGGUGCUGUUCAUCAAGGACCUCGCCUUCGUGGACCCCGACGACAACACGCCGCUGAAGACCCUCUGCCAGUACUACCAGAACCCGUGCAACUUCGUCUUCGAGGACGUCACCCUGGACGUGAUGCUGAAGCAGUUCAAGGAAGGCCACAAGGGUCACAUGGCGUUCGUGCAGCGCAUCGAGGAGGGCGACGGGGACCCCGUAUACGAGACGGUGGGCCUGGUGACCCUGGAGGACGUCAUCGAGGAGAUGAUCCAGGCGGAGAUAGUGGACGAGACGGACGUCAUCAGCGACAACCGCACCAAGAAGCGGCUGACGAGGCCGCUGAACAAGUUCCAGGACCUGGCCUCGUUCGCGGGCCACCAGCCGCACAGGGUGCACGUGUCCCCGCAGCUGGUGCUCGCCGCCUUCCAGUUCCUCAGCACCAGCGUGGACCCCUUCCGGCAGGACAUGAUCUCGGAGACCGUGCUGCGCCGGCUGCUGAAGCAGGACGUGAUGCAGCACAUCAAGCUGCGGGGCGACGAAGACAGGAACGACCCGAAGAGAUACGUCUUCCAGGAGGGCAAGCCGGUGGACUACUUCGUGCUGAUCCUGGAGGGCCGUGUGGAGGUGACCGUCGGGAGGGAGAACCUCGUCUUCGAAGCUGGACCCUUCACCUACUUCGGGGUCCAGGCGCUGACGCAAAACGUGGGCUUGGCCGAGACCCCCGCGCCCUCGACCCUCGGCUCCCUGCAGAACCUGAACAUGGACUCGAUGCUGCGCCACACCUUCGUGCCGGACUACUCGGUUCGGGCGAUCGCCGAGCUGUACUACCUCACCAUAAAGAGGUCCAUGUACCUGGCUGCCAAGCGGGCCACCCUGAUGGAGAAGGGCGCCCUUAACAAGGGCGGCACCAACGAACAAAUCGAGCCCGAGGUGGACAAGCUGCUCCGGGAGGGUGAUAGAAUCGAAGAGGUCCCUGAGAGAGAGAAGCCUCCUAGACAGUUUCUGCCGACCUCCGCCAGCCCCCUCACCAAUUCCACCUUCAAGGCGGCAGACAAAGAUGGCAACCCUGAGGAAGAGAAGCUGCUGAAGAAG
Messenger RNA from Iphiclides podalirius (scarce swallowtail), 2970 nucleotides. The record is from the annotation of a GenBank genome assembly. Lineage: Eukaryota; Metazoa; Arthropoda; Insecta; Lepidoptera; Papilionidae.